Arachis ipaensis is the source of this 612-nucleotide messenger RNA. NCBI's taxonomy places the organism in Eukaryota, Viridiplantae, Streptophyta, Magnoliopsida, Fabales, Fabaceae. The record is from RefSeq and is a predicted model, not a curated record.
AUGUCGACUCGCAGACGCGGUCGUGGGCGAGGUAGAGGCAGAAUAGGAAAUGCUACUCCUGAAGCAACAUGGAAUAAUCCUAACCCUGUAGAAUUUAUGGCUGCCCUGGGGAACAUGGCUGCAUCUAUGCAAGCGACAGCCGAAGCUCUGGGAAACCAGAUAAAUAAUGGGAACUAUGGGAAUAACAAUGAAGAUGGCCCUAUGAUGCUUUCCUCAUUCUUGAAGGUUCAUCUUCUGACCUUCAGAGGAAUCUUAAACUCCACCGAUGCGGACAAUUGGAUACAGGCUAUGGAGAGGGCACUGCAGGCGCAACAGGUUCCUGAAGAGCAGUGGGUUGAGUUUGGAACUUAUCAGUUGCAAGGUGAGGCUCAGCAUUGGUGGCAGGGCACGUGGCAUAUUCUACAGCCUGAUGAGGUUGUAAUUUCUUGGGAAUUAUUCCGAAUAGAGUUCUAUAAGAAGUACUUUUCUAAUUCAGUUAGAAACGCUAAAGAACUUGAAUUGAUGCAAUUAAGACAAGGCCAGAUGACUGCCACUGUGUAUACUAGUAAGUUCAAAGAGCUGUGUCGAUUUUCUCGCAUUUGUCAAGGUGCCCCAGAGGAUUUUGCUGAGUGA